AUGGCUCACAAGCUGCAAGUGGGAGUUUGCUCCUUGGGGCGAGGGCUCAGAGCCAAGAGUGGAGCAUCACCUGGCGAAGUCUUGUUGAAAGAGAAGCCCUUAAUGAUCUGGCAGCGAGGGACUUCCACCACUGAGACGGUCCACAUGGCACUUGCAGCCUUUGAGGAGUUACCACGUGAGACGCAAGACCUCAUUCGGAGCUUGCAUUGUCCAAAGCCAUUGCCACCGGCCAUCCGAAGCCUUCCACACUUCAGAGCAGAGGAGUUGCAACUGGCGGCCACCUUGGAGGUGUGUCAAACACGCACGGCCUUGGCGACCCAGGCAGCUCUCUUCCAUCACGUGGCCCGUGCGAAUCACCAUUGUCGACCCAACAGCGCCAUCCGCGUGAGCCGUGCCGACCCGUGCGCCACCACCGUGCGCUUCGUGGCACUGCGACGCAUCGCAGAGGGAGAGGAGGUCACAAUCUCCUACCUCCGUGAGGAUCUGCUGAUUUUGCCAUGGACACUUCGGAGGAGACGGUUGAGGGCUUGGGGCUUCGAGUGCUCUUGCGCGCGUUGCAGGGCUGAGGCAAAGGAAUGGGAGGACUGGAAAAAAACACCUCCGCUCCCACUCGUGAAAGCAACCCACAUCUCCAAAGAACAACUGGAAGCUUCAUGGUGGCGCGACCGCCAACGCCUAGACCUCGGCGUUAGCGCCGAGGCGCGGCUGCGACGCUGGGCCUUGGGUUUGGGUGGCCCGGAACGCUGGCGUCAGCGCGCAGCGCGCUUGCGGCGGCGUGGGUGGCAGGAAGAAGUGCUUUGCUUUCAUCGGAGGCUUUGCGAAGAGCUCAUCACACUGUGUCAAGGGCUGCAAACUAGAGACGCUCGAACUGAAGUUUCUGAAGCGAAGGUGCAUCGUGCUUGGCGCCGGCAUGUUUGGCCUCGGCAUCAUCGUUUGUUGAGCUACAGUGCCCGGGAGGCUUGUGAGAUUCAUCUCUGGCGUGGUGAGGUGGCGAAGGCCUUGGAAGCAGCGAAGACCUGGCGCUUUUGCGUGCACCAACUGCUGGGGACCACUCGAUGCACCGAAGCAUUCCUGGCGCAGGAAGUCCAGGGUGCGCUUUGGGAAGCCCAAGGUUUUCACAAAAGGGCCUGGAUGCUGUACAAGAAGAUUCUGAUGGAGGCCGAGCCUUUGUGGAAUGCCUGGGAUGAAGAAGAUUUCUUCGUGCCCUACUUGAAGCAGCACAUCGCCCAGUUGUCGCAACGACCCGUUUCGUAUGAAAUACGGACAUCGUCAACGUCUCGUUGA
Messenger RNA from Durusdinium trenchii, 1284 nucleotides. Lineage: Eukaryota; Dinophyceae; Suessiales; Symbiodiniaceae. The record is from the annotation of a GenBank genome assembly.